UCCCGGGGGAAAUUUUGCCCCGAAGCGCUUCAUAUCCAUUUAAGGGGGCAAAAUUUUCUCUCGCGUCUACCGCUGAAGGGCACCGCGCCACCCCGUCAAGACAUAAAACAUGUCGAAAAUGGUUCAGACGGAGGCUGGCCGCACAAUCCCCAAGUUCGGCGCCUGGGACGUGAACAACCCGGCCUCCGCCGACGGGUUCACGGUCAUCUUCAGCAAGGCCAGGGAUGACAAGAAGGCCCCCGUCAACGUGCACAAGGCCAGCAAGUCCGCCGACGGCAAGGACGCCAGGCCCGACUCGAAGAUGAACCAAUCCUACAGCAACUCCAGGCCCAACACCUCGAAGAAAUGGUUCUGCUGCGUGUCGCCGAGCCCCACGCAGCCUUGAGCUAGGACGAGGAUGAUGAUGAUGAGGAGGAGGGGAUCGGGCGGAGUGUCGCGCGAAUGCGAAUGCGAUGGGACGGAGGAGAGGGGAGUGUCAAUGCCGCUGCUUCGUUUAUAAACAAACGUACUACUAUCGUACAUACACAAACACUUGCCACUUCGGGGAUGAGAUGAGACGAUGUUGAUGUAAUUA
Messenger RNA from Aegilops tauschii subsp. strangulata, 574 nucleotides. RefSeq names its product protein NOI4. The record is from RefSeq and is a predicted model, not a curated record. NCBI's taxonomy places the organism in Eukaryota, Viridiplantae, Streptophyta, Magnoliopsida, Poales, Poaceae. Gene Ontology annotation, cellular component: plasma membrane.